AUGAAUGCCGAGGCCGUUAGGGCUCGCAUCGUUGCCACCCUUUCCCCCGACGCCAAUGUACGAAGAGCCGCAGAGCUCGAACUCAAGGCGGCCGAGGGACAUGCUGGUUUUACCGAUGUCCUGCUCGACGUCUUGACUGCCGAGCCCGAUGAUUCAGUCCGACUCUCAACUGUCAUCUACCUCAAGAAUCGGACAAAUCGAGGCUGGUCGAAAAGCGACCAUUAUCCUGACGAAACGCUCAUAGUGGAAGAUGAAAAACAACGCUUUCGCGAUCGCAUCCUCCCCAUCCUCGCAGCCUCUCGUGGCCCCGUUCGUCAACAGCUCCUACAACUGAUUCAGCGCAUCUUACACUUUGAUUUUCCUGGAAAAUGGCCCAGCUUUAUGGAUGUCACGUUGCAAUUACUGCACGCAAAUGACGCUCCAUCUGUUCUGGCCGGUUUACAGUGCUUGCUGGUCACUUGCCGCGCAUACAGAUUCAAAGGUCCUCAAGACAGUAGUCGAUUGGAGUUUGAUAAGAUCGUCGAGGCUAGCUUUCCUAGACUCCAACAAGUCUGCAAUGAAUUGGUCAACCAAGAAAGUGACGAGGCUGGUGAAAUGCUGCACAUUGCUCUCAAAGCCUACAAGCAUGCAACCUGGCUUGAACUUUCUAGCUUCUUAAAGCAACACGACGUCAAUAUCGCAUGGUGUACAAUCUUCCUUCAUACUGUUUCAAAAGCGAUACCUGCGUCAGCCAUGCUUGAUGAUAUCGAUGAGAGAGAGCGUCAUCACUGGUGGAAGGCCAAGAAGUGGGCCUACUUCAACCUCAACAGGCUUUGGAUUAGACACGGUAAUCCAGCAUCUGUCACGUCUAAGAGCGAUGAGUCAACCAGAUUUUGCAAGGAAUUUGAGAAUACCAUUGCGCCAGAAAUACUAAAACACUACCUACAGGAGAUAGAGAAGUGGGUUUCUAAGACAGCUUGGCUCAGCAAGCCGUGCUUAUCAUACACUCUCGUUUUCCUAGACGAGUGCUGUCGUCCGAAGUCCAUGUGGAAUUUGAUGCAGCCUCAUCUUACGAAUCUGGUUACUCACUUGGUCUUCCCCGUCAUGUGUCUUAGUGAGGAGGAUGUGGAAAAAUUCGAAGACGAGCCUGAAGAGUAUCUUCAUCGAAAGUUGAAUUUCUAUGAAGAGGUCUCGGCCCCUGAUGUUGCUGCAACUAAUUUCCUCGUCACCUUAACCAAGUCCCGCAGGAAGCAGACGUUCGAUAUCUUACAGUUCGUCAACGGAGUUGUGAACGAGUAUGAGCAGGCGCCCGACGACAAGAAGAACCACAUCGCGAAGGAGGGUGCGUUGAGGAUGAUCGGCACACUAGCCCCUGUUCUCCUAGGCAAGAAGAGCCCGGUUGCUGACCAGAUCGAAUAUUUCCUCGUUCGAUACGUCUUCCCCGAUUUCAAGAGCCCUCUAGGUUAUCUCCGAGCGCGAGCGUGCGACACCAUUGAGAAGUUUGAGCAACUCAACUUCAAGCAUGAGAACAACUUGCUCAUAAUCUAUCGGCACAUUCUAGACUGCAUGGCCGAUUCCGAUCUGCCUGUCAGAGUCACGGCAGCGCUGGCUUUACAGCCCCUGAUCCGGCAUGAUCCUAUCCGUGCCAACAUGCAACAAAGCAUUCCUACUAUUAUGCAACAAUUAUUGAAGUUGGCUAAUGAGUGCGAUAUCGACGCACUAGCUAACGUCAUGGAAGAUUUUGUUGAAGUUUUUGCUGCUGAACUUACACCCUUUGCGGUAGCUCUUAGCGAGCAGCUUCGGGACACCUAUCUUCGGAUUAUUCGUGAAUUGCUUGAAAAGAACGACGCUCGCAAUAAUAACGAUGAUGACUUUGGUGAUUAUCUAGACGAUAAGAGCAUAACAGCCUUGGGUGUCCUGCAGACCAUCGGUACCCUCAUUCUGACUCUAGAGAGCACUCCGGACGUAUUAUUGCACAUCGAAGCCGUCCUAAUGCCUGUUAUUCAGGUCACUUUGGAGAACAAAUUAUACGAUCUCUACAAUGAAGUCUUCGAGAUUAUCGAUAGCUGUACAUUUGCCGCCAAGAGCAUCUCGCCCACUAUGUGGCAAGCCUUCGAACUCAUACACGCCACCUUUAAAUCCGGCGCUGAGCUCUAUCUAGAGGACAUGCUUCCAGCUCUAGACAACUUCGUGCAAUAUGGUGCCAGCCAGCUAGUCCAGAAGCCUGAAUACGUCCAAGCCUUGUACGGGAUGGUUCAGGAUAUGUUUCAAGAUCAGAAGGUUGGUGGAGUCGACCGCAUCUGCGCUUGCAAACUGGCGGAAGCUAUGAUGUUAAGUCUUCGCAACAAUAUCGACCAAUCCGUUACCGGGUUCAUCGCGAUGGCCAUGAUGGUUCUUAGUGGCCACGAUGUCAAGGUUAAAUCAUACAAGAUUCACCUCAUGGAGAUGGUUAUAAAUGCCAUCUACUACAACCCGAUGCUGACUCUAGCUGUUCUGGAAAGUAAGGGAUGGACAAAUAAGUUUUUCAGCCUGUGGUUUAUGAACAUGGACUAUUUUAGUCGCGUGCACGACAAGAAGCUCUGCAUUGUGGCCAUCGUCUCUCUGCUAAGCCUUAACGCAGACCAGAUCCCUGUCAGCGUUAGCACCGGCUGGCCGAGACUCCUGCAAGGAAUUACGGGUUUGUUCAAGACACUGCCCAAUGCCCUAAAGAACCGCGAGGAAGCUUUGAAAGAUGACUUCACUUACGAUUCGAACAAUUACGACUACGAUGACGAUGAUGAAUGGGCUGAUGAAGACACCAACUGGAAUGCGGAAGAAGGGGCGGAGGGCGAGCAAAACGAAGCUCGGGACGAGAGUACAGCAUACCUCGAAUUCCUCAAUGAGGAAGCCGCCAAGUUCAGCCAGAUCGAAAACCAGUACAAAGAUCAAGGAGAAGAGUCUGAAGACGAUCUUGGCGAAGACAGCGUGUUACUCGAAUCACCCCUCGACAAGAUUGAACCUUACCAACUUUUCCGAACAGUUCUCAUGAAAAUGCAACAAGAGAACCCGCAACUUUACACGAACCUCACCUCGAACCUUUCAGCCGAUGAGCAAGGGGUUAUUCAGACAGCUAUGCAUCAAGCAGAAGCUCAUGCCCAAGCAGCUUUACAGCUGGCAGCCCAGGCUGCGCAAAAUCCCCAAGGGGCUCCCGGUGCUUCUAACGGUGGCGCUAUAUAG
This is a messenger RNA of Annulohypoxylon maeteangense, 3195 nucleotides long. RefSeq names its product ARM repeat-containing protein. Bases 1 to 3195 code for a protein of 1064 amino acids. NCBI's taxonomy places the organism in Eukaryota, Fungi, Ascomycota, Sordariomycetes, Xylariales, Hypoxylaceae. Gene Ontology annotation, biological process: protein import into nucleus. Gene Ontology annotation, cellular component: nuclear envelope; cytosol. The transcript has 7 exons. Gene Ontology annotation, molecular function: small GTPase binding. The record is from RefSeq and is a predicted model, not a curated record.